This is a messenger RNA of Exophiala mesophila, 1501 nucleotides long. RefSeq names its product protein disulfide-isomerase domain. The record is from RefSeq and is a predicted model, not a curated record. Gene Ontology annotation, molecular function: protein disulfide isomerase activity. NCBI's taxonomy places the organism in Eukaryota, Fungi, Ascomycota, Eurotiomycetes, Chaetothyriales, Herpotrichiellaceae. Gene Ontology annotation, biological process: protein folding. Bases 119 to 1228 code for a protein of 369 amino acids. Gene Ontology annotation, cellular component: endoplasmic reticulum. The transcript has 2 exons.
CUUGUAUUCUCCUCCCUACCACCAAGAGCACCACUAUUUUCUCAUUUUGUGUCUCUCACCAACAAGAUCAACCUCUAAACAUACACCAUCUCUCAAGACCCCUGCUGGCCAGUCAGUCAUGGUACAACUCAACACCUUCCUCCCUCUCGCCGCACUGGCAUUCCCCCUCCUCACCUCCGCCUCCGAUGUCCUCAACCUGAUCCCAUCCAACUUCGACAAAGUCGUAUUUCAAUCCGGCAAGCCCGCACUAGUUGAAUUCUUCGCCCCUUGGUGCGGUCAUUGCAAGAACCUCGCUCCCGUCUAUGAAGAACUCGCCACUGCAUUCGCAGCUUCUGGAAACAAGGUAUCCAUCGCCAACGUCAAUGCCGAUGAGCAUAAGAGUCUCGGAAAGAGAUUUGGUGUUCAGGGAUUUCCUACCCUGAAAUGGUUCGACGGUACACCUAAUGCAGAACCGCAAGAUUAUAAUGGUGGACGAGAUCUAGAGAGUUUGACGGCAUUUGUUUCGGAAAAGUCUGGUGUCAAGGCAAAGGGACCUAAAAAGGCUCCUAGCCAUGUGGAGAUGUUGACCGAUACGACGUUUCCUCAGGAGAUUGGUGGGGAUAAAGAUGUUCUCGUGGCUUUUACUGCCCCAUGGUGUGGUCAUUGCAAGAGCCUCGCACCAACCUGGGAAAAGGUCGCCGCGGACUUCGCUUCUGAACCACAAGUCCUGAUCGCCAAAGUCGAUGCCGAAGCCGAAAACUCCAAAUCUCUCGCCCAAAGCCAAGGCAUUACCGGCUACCCUACUAUCAAAUUCUUCCCCAAGGGAGCCACCGAACCAGAAACCUACAGCGGCGGUCGUAGUGAAGAUGCUCUUGUCGACUUCAUCAACAGCAAAGCCGGCACUUUCCGUGUCGCAGGCGGAGGAUUGAACACCAAGGCCGGCACCGUCGAGGUCAUUGACUCAGUGCUUUCUAAAUACAUCACAGCGAAUGGAAUCAAGGAUGUGGAAAAGGCUACGGCCGAGAUUAAAAAGGUGGCUGCUGAUAUCAAGGAUAAGUCUGUGGAGUACUAUCUCCGUGCAUUGUCGAAAUUGACUGGAAAUCCUGAGUAUGCUCUUAAGGAGCAGACGAGGUUGGCAGGGCUUUUGAAGAAGGGUGGUUUGGCGCCGGAGAAGAUUGAUGAUUUGCAAAAGAGGAGUAACAUCCUGGCGAAGUUUUUGGUCAAGGAUCAGGCGAAGAGUGAAUUGUAGGAUUGGGAAUCUUUGUUGGUGCAAUGAAAUUCCCACAACCAGGGGCUUCAUCGGAAUCCACCACGAUCUCGGCCUUGUGUCAUGUUCAUGGCAUGAAGGCUGUCUGAGUGAUUGGAUCUGCGCCCAACGACACACGCUGAUGACAACCUGAUAAGGUGAACAGGCGCUGUCAUAUAUAUACAUCUGGAGGCGUUCCGAGACAGGAUCAAAAAAAGAAAACCUUAAGCCUAACAGAAUCGAGCUGAUAUUUGACUGCUCUUGUCUUGCCUUUUC